AUGGGAAGUCAAAUAUAAAAAUCUCAUCUAAAUAAUCAAGCACAUAUAUCUCAAAAAAUAUAAAGACCUUAAGCAAAAGCAGUAUUUAUAGAAGUAAAAGUAAAUGAUCCAGGGGCACCUAUAAACUCCUUUUUAGUAGAAUCUAUUGAUUAUUUGAAUGAUAAUAACAUGCUUAACAGAAAGAAUUAAAACCAAGACAAAAAUAAUUCUCCAAUUUUUGAAGAAAACAAAAAUCCUCAAAAUUCCAAAAAUUCUCACUUAUUAUCAGUUAAAGGAAUCCUUAAAAAACCAAAUAUUAAGUCUCGAUCUUCCUCGAGAUAUUUUAAUGAAGAAGCUAAAUUUGUUAGAUUUUAACUGAAAAAUACUUACUACUCAUCACAAAGACAUAGAGACAUUGAAAAAAUUUAAAAAUCUAGAAAAAAUAGGAGUUCUACUCAAUUAUGA
Molecule: messenger RNA, 444 nt
Organism: Paramecium primaurelia
Lineage: Eukaryota; Ciliophora; Oligohymenophorea; Peniculida; Parameciidae
Source: the annotation of a GenBank genome assembly